AUGAAAAACAAAUAUACUCCUUUUUCAGAUUCUGAUGACUCUUCCAAAACGCUCAAUGAUGAAAAGGCAGAUAGUCGGUCGUCUCCUUCAGAUGGUACGCCUCCUCCGUAUUCAGCUUCAAACAAAUUUAUUGAUUUAGAAAUGGCUGAUGGAUCCGCUCAAAAUUCCGCCCAAGAUACUGUUAAUAAUACUAGGUCGAGUUCGAUGGAUAAGUGGCAGAUAAUAAUGUACUUGUUGUUUUUUACAUCUUUUGUGUAUAUUAUAUUUUAUGCUAUUCUUCUUGUGUUAUUUUUUACUUCCAAGGUUUCUGUGAAUGCACAAGCCCUUUGGGGGCUUUCUGCUGGCUGUGCAGCAUCCUUUGCAUUGUUUCUGUUUGCAAUAACUCAAAUGCCUAAAGAAUGGUUCACGCAGGCCAAAAAAGGGCUCACGCAAGCUGGAAGAUUAACCAAAAACGUAUUGUCAGCUAUGUGUAUCUCAGUAUUAUGUGUGUGUUUUCUCGACGUCCUCGGUUUCACCGUGUAUUAUGCUGCAAAGAAGUUCACAGGAUUUGAAAAGAUAAACAAUAAUUUUUUCUAUGCUGUUUGUUUUGUUAACUUUGUCUUGUUUCUUUAUUUGACGAUGAAUGCAAAUGCGCGUGAACGACUUAGAUUAGUAGUCGUCGAUAUGGGAAACGGCAUGAGUGGCUUAGGAAACGGCAUAAAUGGCUUAGGAAACGGCAUAAAUGGCUUAGGAAACGGAAUAAAUGGCUUGGGACACGGCUUGGGAAAUGCUGUGGUUCAUAUGUUCGGAACAAAUCGAGGAGAUGAAGCACCUCGUAACGAAGAAAUCGAACUUCAACCUCUUGCUGGGCAAAGGGCUGAAGUUUGA
This is a messenger RNA of Schizosaccharomyces osmophilus, 867 nucleotides long. It is a transcript of the gene wtf25, whose product is annotated as wtf meiotic driver. The transcript is spliced from 5 exons. The record is from RefSeq and is a predicted model, not a curated record. NCBI's taxonomy places the organism in Eukaryota, Fungi, Ascomycota, Schizosaccharomycetes, Schizosaccharomycetales, Schizosaccharomycetaceae. Bases 1 to 867 code for a protein of 288 amino acids.